Molecule: messenger RNA, 881 nt
Organism: Eupeodes corollae
Lineage: Eukaryota; Metazoa; Arthropoda; Insecta; Diptera; Syrphidae
Product: transmembrane protein 98-like
Exons: 4
Coding region: 131-763 (210 amino acids)
Cellular component (GO): endoplasmic reticulum
Source: RefSeq, a predicted model, not a curated record
AGAAGUCAUCUGUCAAAAAUUUAUCUCAGAAAUAAAUUGUAUCUUUAUUUAUUUUUAUUUACUUUUUCUUACAAAGAGUUUCUGUUUAAUCCACCUCCUUUUUUAUGUUUACUUAAAUUUAAAAACUUAAAUGGAUUUAAACGAAAUAGAUUCACUUGUUGCUGCAGCCUUUGGAGCAUUGGGUGUAAUUUUUCUUGGUGCAUUUGUUGGACUUGUUGUAAUUUGCAGGAAGCAGCAUCAAAGAAAAAGAUGGAGUCGUUUAGACAACAGGUCGGUUAAAAAGAAUAAAAACGAACAUGAAUUGGCGAUGGCACUGGGAGACAUUGGCUUGAAUAAUGCAUUGGAACAGAUUAUUAGUGAUCAGCAGUGGGUAGAAGAUGCAUCUGGUUUGAUACCACAUUGCUUGGUUAUUCUUCGGACAUGCCAUGGAUUGACUGAGAGACUAGCUACACUUGCGAUGGGUCAGAGCGUCAAACGGUUUAGUAACCGACUUACUGAUGCUGCUAAGCGGAUUCCAUCGCGAGUCGAUGAUGUGGUACAGGCAAUGUAUCCACCCCUUGAUGCCCGUCUACUUGAAGCUAGAGUAGCAGCUUUAGUCUUGGCAGUUGGACAGUUAGCACUGCUAACGCAAUCGGCAGUUGGUUCACAAGUCGAAUGGAUUGAUGAGAAUCUCGAAGAAAUGGAUAAGCAUUUAAUACUCUUGAGAAAUGUUUCUCAGGAAAAGGAAAGUUUCAAUAGACCUGAAAUGAGUGCAUUCGUAUGAAAACGAUUGAAUGUGCCUGUCAUUUUUGAAUUUAAAAGUUAACGAACAAAAGACAAUAUAUACAUACCUAUGUUAAUUUAAGUAAAAUAUAUGCAUUUAGUUAUAAGAGAGGAGAUAU